AUGAAAUUGUCCUACCUCAUCACGUUUGCGCUAGUGAGCCAAGCGAGAGCUCUGGUCGAACUCAACUGUAGUGAUAAUGCGACGUGCAUAGACUAUAUGGCUAGGGAGUUCGUUAGGAGUAUAAGACAGCAGAAGGCCGUGAGACUCUUCGACACAUUCACGAUAGAACCGAUAGGAAAUGCGAGGCAGGCGAGGAGUAAGGACCCCCUGACGCGGCUACUGACGAGUCAUGCGAUCAGCUUUGAUUGGAGCGAUUUUACGUUCAAAUUCUCGAAUACCGAGGAUAAGAGUGACGCCUUGGAUCUGGAGGUGUAUGAAAGCAGAACUGCUAAAGAUGUUUCGGAUGAAGCUCCGAAGAAAUCAAACAGCAAGGUAGAAGAAGAAGCACCACAGGACAAAACACCAAAACGUAUUAGACGGCGACACAAACGCAAAGUAAUGCAGGCGGUGAUACCUCUUUUAUUCGGCAUGAAGUCGGCCGCAGUCGCGAUAUUCUCCCUGGCUGUGGUAGCAGUUAUCACCAUCAAAGCUUUCUUGGCUAGUAAGCUAGCUCUAUUGGUGACUGUCGGAAUGGCCGCUAAGAAACUCUAUGAGAAUUAUACUGGCGGCGCCGGUUUGCAAAACCAUCCUCUUCUUUACUCGCAAUACCCGAUCGAUUUUCCGAGCGCCUCGUCUCAAGCGUACUCUGUAAGCGGAGUGCAACAGUUCGGUUCAUCUGAAAUGUUCAGUCCAUCCGGGUUGGCCUCACAGACACAUACGCACGAAAUCCUCCAAACGAACGAACCGAGCGCUCAGCAGUCGCAGCAGGCGCCCUCUGUUCUAGUAAACUCGACGCGAGCAGCAGAAAGAUGGGAUGGUAAGUCUGCACUGCUCAAAUUUUUAGAGCCAGUCGUUAACAAAAUAAGAAGCUUCGUCGAUCCGAUCGCUAGUGUAUUUUUCGACGCUAUGCCAGCGAAUUUCAGAGGCCUCAAAUCCGACGUAUCGACCGCAAAGAGCGUAGAAAACGAAGUCCUCGAAGAGAAAACGAAGAAACCACGAGAGAUCCUACUCCCGCAACCGAGGCAUAUAGCCCAAAGAAAGAUGUCAUAUUAUAAAAAAAUACCAAGACAGAGACCAAAGAAGUAUACAGAGUUGAACCUAGAUUUAGACAGACUUAAGCAUAAUAAGGAUUUUCGGGACUACAUCAAAACGAAAAAAUAUAAAUUCAAUUACCCGUACACUUAUUACUAUCCUAGAAUAAAAUAUUACGUAAAUCCUGCCAUGUUUGCUGUGCGACCCAAUAAUAGUAGGCUGUUACCAUAUAGAAGGACUGAACUGAGAACCAAUAUGACUAUUGAAAUAAGCAACGUGACUAUGAUACCAGAGCCAAGCGAUUGGAAACCCAUAAUCGUGUACAAGGCAGACGACUCAAAAGCUCAAGGUAAUAAAACUGAGUCAGAAGUUAAGAAGGUUUUAAAAAAGAAGCGUAAAAGACCUAAACGUAGUUUAGACUUUAACAAUUCUAGUAAUGAUUUUCAAUUAGAUGGUCGCUCGAAAAAACAAAAGUCUCCUUUUGAAAACACGAUUAGUUUUGCACGGGAUUACCUCAAUAAAAUGAUUAAAUCAGCUUUAAAGCCAAAAGGUGAUACUCCUAUCUAUUACACUUUAACAUAUCAUUUGCUAAUGUCUUGCCUAGAUGCGUUUGAUACUUUCGUUCAAAUUCACGAAGAUAUUAUAAACUUUUUCAGUAAAAACACUAAACAUACUAAACUAAAAAAGAAGAAAACGAAGAAGGGAAUACUGCACAGCCAUUGGUCUGAGAAAGUAACAGCAAACGACACGGAAACACAUAACUCGACAUCGCGGGUACCGGAGACGUCCAAUAUUUUAUGGAAGCUCGCGCGGUACUUCAGAUAUCUAUUCGGCCUCGCACCGCCGCCGCUAAGCGCCGAGUCCAUGCCCAUGCCCCUGUAUACCUUGCCUCAAAACAUGGCGGACCAGAUGCCCAUGUUUAGCCCAUCGCUGACCAUGCCGGCCAAUCAAUGA
Leptosia nina is the source of this 2025-nucleotide messenger RNA. NCBI's taxonomy places the organism in Eukaryota, Metazoa, Arthropoda, Insecta, Lepidoptera, Pieridae. The record is from the annotation of a GenBank genome assembly.